UGUUGGAUGUAACGUCACGUUUGUAUGCGGAAGUACUCACAACUGAAGUCGCACCAGUGUAUUUUGUUUAGUUUUGUUUGUGUUUUGGUGACUGACACUAAUCACAGCUUGCUGUUCGAAAUGCUGAAGGCGGUUAUUUUAAUAGGCGGACCUCAGAAAGGCACAAGGUUUAGGCCGCUGUCAUUUGAAGUUCCUAAACCCUUGUUUCCAGUAGCUGGUGUGCCCAUGCUGCAGCAUCACAUCGAAGCAUGUGCCAAGGUACCAAAUAUGAAGGAGAUACUACUCAUCGGGUUUUACCAGCCUAAUGAAGAACUCACCAGAUUCCUUUCCAAUGUUCAACAGGAAUUCAAAAUUUCCAUCAGGUAUUUGCAAGAGUAUGCAGCCCUGGGUACUGGAGGAGGCAUCUAUCACUUCCGAGAUCAAAUCAUCGCUGGUGGCCCCCAGGCUUUCUUUGUUUUUAAUGCUGAUGUGUGCUCAGCCUUCCCUCUGACAGAGAUGCUCAGCUUCCAGAAAGAAGACGGAGAACCAAACAGCUUUGUUAUACUCGGAACGACGGCAAACAGAAAACAAUCCCUGAAUUAUGGAUGUAUAGUUGAAAAUGAGGAAACAAAUGAGGUGUUGCAUUAUGUGGAAAAGCCAAGCACAUUUGUGAGCGACAUCAUCAACUGUGGUAUCUACCUCUUUAACCCUGAGAUUUUCCAGCAUAUUGGAACAGUGUUCCAGAAAAAUCAACAAGACAUGCUGCUUUUUCCAUAUGAUGGAGAGGAGCCGAACAAUGGCUGGCACAGAGCAGAAGCCAUCAGGCUGGAACAGGACGUCUUCACUGCCCUUGCUGGACAGGGCAAACUCUACGUUUAUAAAACACUACGAUUCUGGAGCCAGAUAAAAUCGGCAGGGUCUGCAAUUUAUGCAAGUCGAUUGUACCUCAACCAGUAUCACGAAAGUCAUCCGGAAAGGCUGGCCUCAAAUAAAGACGGAGGCCCUAAAAUAAGAGGAAAUGUCUAUAUUCAUCCUACUGCCAACAUUGACCCCACUGCUGUGUUGGGUCCUAAUGUCUCCAUUGGUACUGGAGUUACUGUUGGUGCUGGGGUUAGAGUGCGUGAAUCCAUUAUCCUUCAUGGCGCAACUCUACAGGACCAUAGCUGUGUCCUGAACAGCAUCGUAGGAUGGGAUAGCACUAUUGGCAAAUGGGCUCGAGUAGAAGGAACUCCCAGUGACCCAAACCCCAAUGACCCAUACGCAAAGAUUGACAGUGAGACCCUCUUCAGAGAAGGAAAACUCACCCCAUCCAUUACUAUUCUUGGUUGUAAUGUGUCCAUUCCCAGAGAGGUGAUAAUCCUCAACUCUAUUGUCCUGCCACACAAAGACCUCAACCGCAGCUUCAAGAACCAAAUUAUUCUCUAGCUAAUCUUGCUCACUCUGUUUUUCCUUACUGUGUCAGUCGCAAGGGAUACACACUACACUGAGUUACUGUAUAUAAGAUGUCAGGUGUGAAGAUAUGGGACAUUUAUUAAGCCGUUUUGAAAGAUAGAUUUUUAUGUAUUUGUCCUCAAGGCUUUAUGCAUCAUUGGGUAUCAGCAGUAUUAAAGAAAGAGCAAUCAUACAUGUUGAUUCACCUUGAAAAGUGCUGUCAGGGGCCAGACUUAUUAACUUGACCAAACUGUUAAAAUUACCGGCAGUGCAUGAGUAAUAUACCGUAUUUGGUGGACGUUGAUAUGAUGUAAAAAGGGUUUUAUCGAUGAACACAUUGUUUCCCCAAGUACAAACUUGAGAGUGCGGUGAAAGAACAGUAAUUGUAAGUGAAUAAAAAUUACUGACUAAUGA
This is a messenger RNA of Phyllopteryx taeniolatus (common seadragon), 1824 nucleotides long. RefSeq names its product GDP-mannose pyrophosphorylase Aa (gene gmppaa). The transcript is spliced from 13 exons. Gene Ontology annotation, cellular component: cytoplasm. Gene Ontology annotation, biological process: biosynthetic process. NCBI's taxonomy places the organism in Eukaryota, Metazoa, Chordata, Actinopteri, Syngnathiformes, Syngnathidae. Gene Ontology annotation, molecular function: transferase activity. Bases 25 to 1404 code for a protein of 459 amino acids. The record is from RefSeq and is a predicted model, not a curated record.